AUGUCAAGAGACGCACCAGCUAAAGCAGAGAAGGAUUACUCUGAGAUUUUGAAACAAGAGUUUCCUAAGAUUGACUCUCUUGCUUUGAAUGAUUAUGUUGCUGCAUUAGAACAGUUAUCUGUAUGGGAAAAGAAAGUUAGGCAAGCUGCAGAUUUAUCCUCUUCAAAGGAAGUUCUAGCGAAGAUUGUUGAUGUGUUAGCCACCAAGGGAAGAUGGGAUGAAUUAGAUGAACAAUUGGUCCUUUUAUCUAAGAAACAUGGUCAAUUGAAACUUUCUAUUCAAUAUAUGGUUCAAAAGAUUAUGGAAUAUCUAAAAUCUGACACUAAAAUGGAAUUAGAUAUAAGAAUUAAAGCAAUUGAGACUAUAAGAACCGUCACCGAAAAUAAAAUUUUUGUAGAAGUAGAGAGAGCUAGAGUCACAAAGGAAUUGUGUCAAAUAAAAGUAGAUCAAAAGAAAUUAAAGGAAGCUUGUGAAAUCCUGUGUGAAUUACAAGUUGAAACUUACGGUUCAAUGGAUAUGUAUGAGAAGAUAGAAUUUAUAUUGGAACAAAUGGAAUUAUGUAUAUUGACUAAUGAUUUCUCUCAAGCAACCGUCUUAUCGAGAAAGAUAUUAAAGAAGACUUUGAAUAAUCCAAAAUACGAAACUUUGAAAUUAUCAUACUAUGAAUUGUUGAUUAAGAUUGGUUUACAUAAGAAAGAAUAUUUAGACAUUGCCCAAUAUUAUCAAGAGGUUUAUAAUACUAAUUCUGUGCAAAAGGAAGAAUCUAAAUGGAAGUAUGCUUUAGCUCAUAUCAUUUAUUUCUUAGUUUUAGCACCAUAUGGUAAUCUACAAAAUGAUCUAGUUCAUAAAAUACAACAGGAUAAUAAUUUAAAGAAAUUAGAAGCCCAAGAGUCUCUAAUCCAAUUGUUUACUACACAAGAGUUGAUGAGAUGGCCGAUAGUGAAAAAGACAUAUGAGCCUGUUCUAACUAAGGACGAUGUGGUAUUCACAGAGGAACAUCCUGACCACUGGGAAGAAUUACAGAAGAGAGUCAUCGAACAUAACUUGAGAGUUAUAUCGGAAUACUACUCUAGAAUUACACUUGCUAGAUUAAAUGAAUUAUUAGAUUUAUCUGAGUCACAAACUGAGACCUAUAUUAGUAAUCUUGUUAAUCAAGGUAUCAUAUACGCUAAAGUGAAUAGGCCUGCUAAGAUUGUUAAUUUCCAAAGACCAAAAGAGUCCAGCGAAUUAUUAAACGACUGGUCUAGAAAUAUCGAUGAAUUACUUGAGAAUAUUGAAACUAUUGGUCAUUUAAUAACCAAAGAAGAAAUUAUGCACGGUCUAAAGGCUAAAUAA
Molecule: messenger RNA, 1335 nt
Organism: Maudiozyma barnettii
Lineage: Eukaryota; Fungi; Ascomycota; Saccharomycetes; Saccharomycetales; Saccharomycetaceae
Gene: RPN5
Product: proteasome regulatory particle lid subunit RPN5
Exons: 1
Coding region: 1-1335 (444 amino acids)
Cellular component (GO): proteasome regulatory particle, lid subcomplex; cytoplasm; nuclear proteasome complex
Source: RefSeq, a predicted model, not a curated record